This is a messenger RNA of Sphaeramia orbicularis (orbiculate cardinalfish), 1216 nucleotides long. It is a transcript of the gene pgls, whose product is annotated as 6-phosphogluconolactonase. The transcript is spliced from 6 exons. Gene Ontology annotation, molecular function: 6-phosphogluconolactonase activity. Lineage: Eukaryota; Metazoa; Chordata; Actinopteri; Kurtiformes; Apogonidae. Gene Ontology annotation, biological process: pentose-phosphate shunt; carbohydrate metabolic process. The coding region runs from base 123 to 884 and encodes 253 amino acids. The record is from RefSeq and is a predicted model, not a curated record.
CAUGGAUUUACAUUUGCCGACUAAAAAUAUCCCUCAUGACUACCUGCCGUUCUGUCCAGUGAAACAUCUUUAUCGGAACUCUGUAGUGCAUAAGUGUUCUUAAAUCAGACAGCAGCACUCCCAUGGCAGGCAGAAGGGUAGUGGUGUUCCCCUCAGCAGCAGAGCUUGGCCCUGUGCUCGCCCGUCUGGUGACAUCUCGGGCUGAGAAGGCCAUCUGCUCCCGUGGCAGGUUCACCCUGGGCCUCUCUGGAGGCAGCCUCGUGUCCAUGCUCAGCAAAGAGCUGCCGCUCCUCCCUGACCUGGACUGCAGCAAGUGGCUGGUUGGUUUCUGUGAUGAGCGACUGGUUUCCUUUGAUGAUCCAGAGAGCACAUAUGGAUUGUACAAGAAUCAGUUGUUUUCUAAGGUUAACAUUCCUGAGAGUGGGAUCUUGGCCAUAGACAGCUCCCUGUCAGUGAACGAGUGUGCUGAGGAUUAUGCCCGCAAACUGAAGGAGGCUUUCCCAGACGACCCCAUUCCUGUGUUUGACUUGUUACUGCUGGGUAUGGGACCUGAUGGACACACCUGCUCCCUCUUCCCAGAUCACCCUCUGCUGGAGGAAACUGAGAAGAUCGUGGCACCCAUCAGUGACUCUCCCAAACCACCACCACAGCGGGUGACUAUGACUUUUCCAGUUGUGAACUCAGCACGCUGUGUGGCUUUUGUAUCCACAGGAGGAAGCAAAGCACCCAUUCUAAAGGAAGUGCUGGAGGGUAGAGAGGGUCCAGCGUUCCCGGCAGCCCGUGUUGUACCGACUAACGGCGAGCUGUUCUGGCUUGUUGAUGACCCCGCAGCUGCUUCUUUGACUAUCCAAGUAGAGAGACUUAGUUCAGGAGCCAAACUGUAGAACAUUCUGUCUGAUAUUCCAAACAAAGGCAAGAAAUCAAGAUGAGUUAACUGAGAGCAGUGCACUACAUUCCUACUUUCACCUGAAGAUGUUGUUCAUGUAGGAGCGAUAGAGAGAUAGAAUAUGAGAUGAAUACAACACAGAGGAAAUACAGUAGUUUUUUUUGUUUGUUUUUUACUAAUAAAUCUGUCUGUGUGUGCAUUUUUCCAUGUGUGGUUCUGAGAAAAUGAUCAUGUAAACAAGAUGUAUUUUGUACAAGUCUUGAACAACCCAAGAUGCUAUGUUUGAUCUGCUUUCUCACCAACUGGAAAAUAAAGACAUAAGUUUUUUGG